Molecule: messenger RNA, 2187 nt
Organism: Verticillium dahliae VdLs.17
Lineage: Eukaryota; Fungi; Ascomycota; Sordariomycetes; Glomerellales; Plectosphaerellaceae
Product: GPI ethanolamine phosphate transferase
Exons: 8
Coding region: 1-2187 (728 amino acids)
Biological process (GO): GPI anchor biosynthetic process
Cellular component (GO): endoplasmic reticulum membrane
Source: RefSeq, a predicted model, not a curated record
AUGCCGCGUAUCAAGGCCAUAACGACUGGCUCAAUCCCAUCUUUCCUCGAUGUCAUCCUCAAUUUUGAUGAAGGCGACACUUCAUCCACCCUCGCAGCCCAGGACACAUGGCUUGCCCAGAUGAAAGCUAAAAAGUCCGGCAAGAUGGUCAUGUAUGGAGAUGAUACAUGGCUCAAGUUGUUUCCUGACACCUUUGAUCGUGCCGAUGGCACGUCUAGUUUCUUCGUCUCGGACUUCACCGAGGUUGACAACAACGUCACGAGGCAUGUCCCAGACGAACUGCGUAACAAGGACUGGAGCACCAUGGUGCUUCACUAUCUGGGCCUCGACCAUAUCGGCCACAAAGCCGGGCCCUCCAGUCCCAACAUGAUCCCCAAGCAGCGAGAAAUGGACGCUUUGGUCAAGGAUAUCUACAACGCCAUCGAGGGCCAUGACCACCUCGCUUCAACUCUGCUUGUGCUGUGCGGUGAUCACGGAAUGAACGAUGCUGGCAACCACGGCGCAUCGUCGCCAGGGGAGACCUCGCCCGCCCUAGUGUUCAUCUCCCCCAAGCUGAGUGUCAUAUCCUCGAAUAUGAACCUUGAGUCGCCGGCUUCGUAUCGAGACGACUUUCACUACUACGGCAAGGUCGAGCAAUCCGACAUAGCUCCGACACUAGGCGCCUUACUCGGGUUCCCCGUGCCCAGGAACAACCUGGGGGCUCUGAUCCAGGAAUUUCUGCCUUUCUGGUCCAAGAGGGAUGACCAGAUACAACUACUUGUCCGGAACGCUCGUCAGAUCCUGACGAUUUUUGAAGCUACGUUUGGUGCCGAUCUCUUGGAGCAGAGCCAAGAUGAGAGUGCUUGUCGCGAUCCUGAGGAUGAACCCCUCGGACUAGCAUGCGAAUGGCAGCGCAUUGACACUCAGCGCCAGUCAUUCAAGGAUGACAGCCCAAUCGACUCACAGUGGGUGUCGGCAAUUUCCAAGUGGCUUGGCAGAGCCCAGGGCUUGAUGAGCAAUAUGGCGAGCAACUAUGACAUGCCUAGGCUCGUUGGAGGACAAGCAUUCAUUUUUGUAGCCCUCGUGUCAAACGCAUUGCUCCUCAAAGUCUGCUGGAGUCAUAUACCAUUCGUCAUCAUGACGAUUUCCUACGGUAUCAUGAUGUUUGCUAGUAGCUUCGUAGAAGAGGAGCAUCACUUCUGGUACUGGGCUACGUCGGCAUGGUUUGGUGGGCUUGGAAUCGUCCAGCUGCGAAACACCAAGAAACCGAUUUCAAGGGCCCUGCAGCUCUCGCUGGCUCUAUUGUCCACUCGCCUAGUGCGGGCGUGGAAUCAGACGGGCCAAAAGCAUGCCGGGGAGCCAGACAUUGUGAAAACGUUCUUGAUGGCAUCGCCGCUCACUCUCUGGGCCCUCGUCGGGGCCACAUACGCACUGCUGGGAAUUCCUUUGACAUUCAAGCUCGCCUUCACGCAUGAAGAUGCCCCGGAGCUUCUUGGGGGAUUCGUACACGACAUCAGCGCUGCAUUGCAAAGGCUCACACUGGUGACUCGUGCCCGGAUUGUGUUCCUAGAUCUUGCAGCAGUGGCUGCGUACGCUCUUUGCAAAUCGGUUGCGGAACCUAGCCGCGCCAGAGCCAUGGCCGAGCUGCUUCAUUAUCUAUAUGCCCUGCUCGCAGCGACGCAAUCACGCGUCACCAAUAUCCCCCUGUUGCUCCUCUUUGAGGUCCAGUAUACUUUCCUGGCCAGCCUGGAUCUUGAUAUCACCACCAUCUCAACCACGUCAAUACUCCUUCAGUACAUGUCCUUUUUCGCGUUUGGGGGCACCAAUGCCAUCUCAUCCGUUGACCUGUCCAGCGCCUACAACGGAGUCUCGGGUUUCAACGUGGUGGGUGUCGGUUUUCUGACCUUCAUCAGCAACUGGGCAGGGCCCGUAUACUGGACCUCAGCAACAAAUCUGCUUCUGCUGCAGAGGUCUCGGGGAAGACCUGGUCCAUCUGCACUGUUCCAACAUCUCACGAACGUCACGCUGUUUGCUACUUGCAGCGUCGCGUUCAUCAUGGCUGCAUGCACAGCUUUGCGGACGCACUUGUUCAUCUGGACCGUCUUUUCCCCAAAAUACCUCUACUGCAUGGCGUGGGGCAUCGGCCAGCACUUAUUCAUCAACAUCUUGCUGGCCAGCGGCCUGUAUUGGAUGGGCGCACCGUCAUGA